CCUUGUCUGUCAUAUGCGAAGCAGAAGGGAAGAUCGAUAAAUCCUUCGGGAGACACAAACUGAAUAAAAUUGUCACUUUUCUGAUAGAGGAAAACCCUCCUAAUUUAAAUAAAUGAAAUCCUUGCCUACUAUCAGCCAGCUCUGUUAAUGCUAAAGGUAGAGGCGGUAUUCGGUCUCUGCUAGCCGUUAUCACGUCGCUAUCUGAGUCUCCAAACACACCGCCUUUGUGGCGAUGAGCACGGAAUUACUAUCGGAGUUGGACAGCCGAUUCUUCGCUGAUAACCUUCUGACCAGCGAAGACUGGGAUGCCUGCCUGUACCAGUGUGACAGCAUGGAGGAGGGAGAGGACGCGGACCUCAGCCGAGGGUUGAAAUACGACACGUCGUUCGACAAUGACCUUGUGCUCACCCUCGAUCCUGACAACCCCACAUCACCAUGGCGACACAGUGACGAAAACCUGCUCACAGGCGACACGCCGGUGAUAAAAAAUGAAAUGACGAUCACUCAGCCGUUACCAGUGGAAAUGUUGUUCCAGGUGAAAGCAGAGCCUCUCUCUCCGGCAUCUUCACUCGGCUCCGACUGCUCCGUAUCGUCACCAGACCCACAGAUCACAGUUAAGGGCGAAAACCCUCCGACUCCUCCGUACAUGUAUGGAGACGUGCUGUCUCCUCCGCUGGGAUCCAUGGAGGUAACCGUGGCAACAACGGCCGUGCCCCCACCGCAGACGCCGUUACCUGCUCUGACACAGACGCAGCUACAGACGCCGUUAACGACACCGAUUCCUGCAGUCAUCAGUGGAUUACAGACACAGGCUGCAGUCCUGCCAAGUUCAGCCACAUUAAAGGCCAGCACCAUCAUGAACACAAAACCUCCCAUUCAGCCCAGACCUGUGUGUGUCACCACCCUACCUGUCCCUCAGACCCCGGCACCAGCCAAGACCCUCAUACUGCAGGGCCUCCCCUCCAUGGACCAGACCAGACCUGUCGUCCUGUCUCAGUCCGUCUGCCUCGGCUCGGCUCCGGCCAUCGUCAAAAUGGAGCCGGUCUCUCCCAGCAUCCCCCAGCACUGUUCCAGCCCCACAGCCCCACCCACCAGCAAACCCAUCGUCCCGGCGACCACGACUUUACCCGGCAACAACUCCAGUGAUAUCGACAUGAAGGUGUUGAAGCGGCAGCAGAGGAUGAUAAAGAACCGAGAGUCGGCCUGCCAGUCGAGGAAGAAGAAGAAGGAGUACCUGCAGAACCUGGAGGCUCAGCUCAGGGAGGCUCAGCAGGAGAACGAACGACUCCGCAGGGAGAACCAGGCGCUGAGGGAGAGACUGGCUGGGAAAGAGGGCAGUGACUCUGCGAGUAACAAGAGGGCCGUUUGUGUCAUGGCCGUUCUGCUCUUCAUGACCUUCAGCUUCGGACCCGUCAGCAUCACAGACAAGAAGCUGUCGACGGGUCUACAGGACAGCGUGAUGUCGUACACAGGACGACGGCUGCUGGAGAUCGAACAACAACAGCAACAGCAACAGCAACAGCCGGUGGCUGCUCAGCCUCCAAGCAGAGUGGAGGACAAGACGGAGACGGAGGAGGACGGAGGAGAGGCAGAGAGAUACGCUCCAGAGUCGUAUCACUUCAGGAACCUGAGUGACGUCUUCAGCGACAUGAAGGACCUGGUUCUCCAGGACAUCGAUCGUUACUUCUCCUCCUCCGACUGCAGACAGUUCAACCGCUCUGAGUCCCUCAGGCUGGCAGACGAGCUGAGAGGUUGGGUUCACCGACACCAGAUCGACAGGAAGAAAUCUGGAGGAAAACCAAAGAUCGCCAAGAAGGCCAAAAUCGCCCAGAAAGCUCAGCUGAGGAAGACAAACUUCUCCAGAUAUCUGCCCAUUCAGGCUCAUCGCUCCAUAGAGAGUCAGCUGCAGGUGCUUCCCGGUCCGGAGGUCACGUACAGCGACUUCCUGGAUGCCAUCGACCGCAGGGAGGACACGUUCUACGUCGUCUCUUUCAGACGGGACCACCUGCUGCUACCAGCCAUCAGCCACAAUAAGACCAGCAGACCCAAAAUGUCUCUGGUGAUGCCGGCCAUGUCCGUCAACGAGAGUCUGUAUAACUCCUCUCAGGGCUACGAGAUGAUGAUGCAGGUCGACUGUGAGGUCAUGGACACCCGAAUCGUCCCCAUCAAGUCCUCCGCUGUCCCGCCAUCCCUCCGCGACCCUCCCCCACCUCCCCCCUCCUCCCACCACAACCCUCACCACCACCACCAUCACCAUGGCAACCACACCUCGCUCCGAGGACGACACCAGCAUCACCCAUCCUCUUCCUCCUCACCGUCCUCCUCCGCCUCCUCCCAGUCUCCGAGGCAACCUUUACCCGCCCGCCGACGGACAGCUGAAUAUUUCAUCAGCCAAUCAGAAGGGGUGUGAGGAGAUGUUGCGAUGGAAAAUAGAAAAACAUGGAGAAUAGUCUGAAAGGAACAUCCAAACCUUCUGAUCAUCCCUGCAGCAGGUUUCCCCUCCUCCUUUUCUGGACAAACCUUCAUGAGACACAUCGAGGGAUUAAAUCAGCCAUUACUGUUUCAACACAGCUGUUACUGUCACUAAAAUCAAAGUCCUCUUUCAGAUUCUGGGCUUGAAAAUAAAAAUAAAAGCCUCUUUAGAAGAUAAUGCCCUAAUAUAUAAAAAAAUAUUUCUAAAAGUUAGAUGCAGACACAGCAGCACACUGCACUUAGAAAUAGUGCUGCAUUUUAAUAUUUAAAUAUGAAAAUGUACAGUUGAAGUGUAGAGUGGGAGGUUCGUGUGGGUGCUGAGGUUAAAGUUGGUUUGUUUCUGUCGCAGCGCUCAGUGUUGUCUGACAGGGAGCGCUGCAGGGCUGCACAGUUACACUUUCUGAUUUUCACAGGACACAUACAAAAACCUCUUCUCUGUCCUCAGAGAUUCACAGAUCAGCAAUAAAAUACUUUAUAUAUCACAAGCAAAAAUCGCUAGGUGCAAUGAAACAGAUGUGACUGCGCAGCCCCCGGCAGGACAGACACUCCACACUACUGAUGCUCUCACUCUGUGGUUUCCGUGGAGAUUGUAUAUUUGUGUUACUUGUAAUCAGACUGCACAUACAGAGAACGUGUAGUCCCGAUGUUUGUUUGAUAUCAGAGCUGACGGCCAACGUGUGAAGUGGGAUCCUGAUGUGAGCGGACGAACCAGACAGAUGUUAGAUCUCUGUCUCUGCGUCAAAAAUAUAUCAGCUGAUAUUCAUUUUUAACAUAAAAUCACACACUCAAGUAGUUUUGAUUUGGGUUCUUAGGAACAGAAGCACAGAUGUUUUCAAACUGUGAGGCUCCUCAUUAUCUGUGAUGUCUGUUGUCAGCCAACCAGAAAUCCACUUAUCAUCAUCAGUAACCACUUCACAGUAUCACUGAGAUCCUUCUUCACGUGGCGUCUGUCGGAUUCAUCCGUGUUUCUUUUUUUAAUAGAGAAAUCAUGUUCUUGUUUUGAAUGGGGAUUAUUUAAUAGCUGUAAAAUAUGAGUGUUCUCUCUGUAGAUAUUUUGUUUGUUUUUUGUCACUUUUUAUAAUUUUUUGUUUGUUUGUUUUUUGGCAACAAAAAGUAAAAGAAAAAGGAAAAAAAAAAUCCUCAUGAAGCUCGCAGUGAAAAAAAUAAUAAUAAUGCAUUUUCCGUUUAUUGGACCAACCACCUUCAGUCAGUCAUUCAUUCUGUUUGAACUCAGGAUUUUCUGUCCUGGUACUAUAUAUUUAUGGAAAUAUAAAAAUGUAGAUUUUUUUUUAUUGUACAGAAUUAACUUGUAGGAAGCUUCAGUUCCUCCUAAAAAAUAAAAGAGAAAAAAAUGAUUUCUUCCAAAAUAAGACACGAUUAUUGAGCCUCUUUGACCGGACUGAAUUCUUUUAUUUUGAAAAUGAAGUUUAUAUAAAAUGUCUCAAAUCUGAAUCUGAACACAUUUUUUUUUUUUUUCUUUUGACCAAAAAUAUUUUUUUGUCACAAAAACUUUUGUUUUCGUUUCCUGUCUUUGUGUUUCUGCCACUGUGUGUGUGUGUGUGUGUGUGUGUGUGGGUGUGGCCGAGUUUCAGCAGCAUAACUGUUUACUGGAAAUGUAGAAACUCCUGUGGCUCUGGAGGGAGCUCUCUAAAUUGAUGAUUCCCCGAACUCGUGCAGACGUGAUACUAAAUUGUUGGAAUGCCCCUUUAAGAUUUCUGGAAUUUAAUUCAACAAAACAAAAAACACAAAGACUGACAAUCAAAGAGCAAAAACUUUUUAAUGUUCACAUUAUUGGUAUUUAGUAAAAAAAGCUACCUGAAUGCAAAUAGAAAUCAAAGAUUCAGUAAGAGAAAGGUAUAAUUUCUUAUGAUUAGGUAUAAUUAUGCUUUUUUUCUUUCUUGACACGAGUUUGCAGUUUUACAGGAACAUGGAAACAAUCUGAACAUCCGACAAGAAAGCUAAGGUGGAAAAAAUAAAACAUGUCGAACCUUUCUUUAACUGCAGAGCAUUUUGCCAAUUUGAAAUCGGCUCCAAAACGUCCACUGCCUGUUGAAACCCAGUCGUACUCCUGAAACAAGCUGAAGAGUGUUUGUUUGUUAUUUGUGUGUGAAGCCGUUGGUCGUGUGUGUCGCGCUGCACUGCUGCUCCUCAUGUCUGGAAAAAGAGAAAAAUGAUGCUACCUUUUUUUUAUUAUUCUUUUUUUUAUACUGAAUGAAUUUGUUACUUUUGUGUAAAGAAAUGCAAAGAUGAAAAAAAAAAAGUGGGUAUGAAGUUAAUGUGGAGUUUUGGAAACAACUGAAUCAUGUUCUCAUGAAAAUAUUGUUGAAAAAAAAAAAAGAAUGUUUUGAGCAAUAACAGUAAUAAGCUGACGCGACGAAGGUUUUCAAUUUUUUUGUAUUUGGAAAUUGAACUUAAAUACUUUGAGGAUGAACUGGGGAAGUUCUGGGAGUUGUUGCUGAAUUCAGGUCUCUAAUAUUUUAAUAAUCAAUUAUUUUCAUGAUUAUUUUCUCGAUUGAGCGUCCGACUAAUUGUUUGUCUAUAAAAGAGAAAAAAAAAAAAAUUUCCAUCACAAUUUCCCAAGUCUUUCAUGUCUUGAUUUGUUUGUCCAAAACCCAAAUAUCUUCAGUUUAAUAUCAUAAAAGACAAAAAAAAAUUACGUUUUAAAAAGCGAAACAAGUGAAUUGUGUGUCUUUCUUUUUGCUUGAAAAUCACUGGAAUUUAUUAUCAAAAUUGUAUUAAAAAAACUAAAUGAAUGAAUUUUCUGUCAAUCAACCAAUCAUUGCAGCUCUAACGUAUUUUCAUUAUUAAUUCAAGAGUCCAAGGACUCAUCUUAAAAUCUCUUGUUUCUUCUUGCAACAGUCAAAAACACAAACAUGGACAAUGAAUUGAUCAUGAAAAUAGUGGCUGAUUAAUUUUCCGUUCAUCAAUUAAUAGUUUUAGAUCAAUAUCAGGUACUUAAAGAUUUUUCUAAUCAUCUCUCUCCAUAUGUAAAAUCAUAAUUGUGUUGAUUGUAAAUUGGCAGUGUUUUAAAACUAAACCAAAACAAUUCAAAUUUGACUUGAAGUUAAUUUUUCCUUUGAUUAAAUUUCAGAUACAGUUUAAGAACGGCCGACCUGAUCAAUCAGAUUUCAGUCUCCAGCUUUAACACGUUUGUUUGUUGUUGUGUUUUUUUUUUAUUUACACAGCUGAGUGUGACAGCAUGCCAUGUCUCUGGGGUAACCAUGAAAUGUAAAUAUGAUUCAUACACUGCUUUUGUCAUUGUUUUUUGGUUUGUUUUUUAUAUAAAUGGAUUUAAAAAAUAAGAAAUGUGUAAAUAGGUCUCUGUAAUUCCUUUCUGAUGAGACGAGCUGUUUGAACUGCUGCCUUUUAUGUUUGUAGGGGACGGAAGAGUUGAAUUUGAUAAAGAUAAUAAACUAAAACCAAGCGCU
Molecule: messenger RNA, 5900 nt
Organism: Seriola aureovittata
Lineage: Eukaryota; Metazoa; Chordata; Actinopteri; Carangiformes; Carangidae
Gene: atf6b
Product: activating transcription factor 6 beta
Exons: 17
Coding region: 233-2410 (725 amino acids)
Biological process (GO): regulation of transcription by RNA polymerase II; endoplasmic reticulum unfolded protein response
Cellular component (GO): nucleus
Molecular function (GO): RNA polymerase II cis-regulatory region sequence-specific DNA binding; DNA-binding transcription factor activity, RNA polymerase II-specific
Source: RefSeq, a predicted model, not a curated record